Molecule: messenger RNA, 459 nt
Organism: Rotaria sordida
Lineage: Eukaryota; Metazoa; Rotifera; Eurotatoria; Philodinida; Philodinidae
Source: the annotation of a GenBank genome assembly
AUGAUAAUCUUCGGUACAUUUUUUGUGUUGAUAAUAAUUCCAUCUGUAUCGGCGUUUUUGGAUCGUCCAUUGACAGUAGCUUUUGAAACAAAAUAUGACAACAAUCAUAAUGAAAUUAAACAACUUCUUGUACAAAAUAAAGAUUUCGAUUCUACUAAUUGGAUGCAUUAUGCUCUGCUUCUACAAUUAGUUAUCAACAUUUUCAUUGUUAUGGCUUUCAUCAUUUAUGUCUAUAAACGUUGUUGUCCGAUCGCCAAUUUAGCUAGAGAUGUUGAACACCAGCAGCAUUGGCUUACAAAUUUACCUUCACGCACUCAAUCACUCGGUCAACCACCUCCUUCUCAUGUACAUCCAUCACUAUACCAACCAACAUCACCACCUUACACUUCUCUGUUAUCUACAAUUCCUCGUGGUCCGACCAUGCUGUCCAACGCAGUGCCGAAUCCAAUUGUAUCUUAA